Camelina sativa (false flax) is the source of this 1815-nucleotide messenger RNA. NCBI's taxonomy places the organism in Eukaryota, Viridiplantae, Streptophyta, Magnoliopsida, Brassicales, Brassicaceae. The record is from RefSeq and is a predicted model, not a curated record.
AAGUGUAAUAAGAAGAAACAGAGAGAGAGAAGAGAGAUAAGAUAAGAUUAGUUUAAUUAAUCUCUUAAAUUAUACCAAAAUAAAAUAAAACUUUCUCUCAUCAUCCAAUCCAAUAAAGUCUUCUAAUACAAUUCUCAUUCUGAGUUCUUGUUCUUGUUCAAGAUUUUUUUUGACUUGUCUGUGUUCCAGAUUUCAGAAAAUGGAAUCGAUUUCGAGCUUCUUCUGGGUUAGAAGCUUGGAUCCAAUCUGAAGACAGAGCAAAGUUUUCUUGAUUCUUGAGAAAGAUGUAUGAAGGUCGACCUCGUGAUUCUUGUCUAGUUUCAACUCUUUUAACCAUGCCAAGCCAUAAAGAAACGCAAUGGAGCUUUUUGGUUUCUGGGAAACGAUCUUUUCUCAGCAACGAUGAGAACGACCUUCACCUCAAGAAGAUGUACAAGCUCACUGACUCAAGCCAAGGAGACGAUGAUGGAUCUUCUUCAGAUUCGGGAACGGGAACGCUUAUCCCUGGGAUGAACAAAGACGAUUCGCUAAGCUGUUUGAUUCGUUGCUCUAGAGCUGAUUACUGCUCCAUUGCUUCUGUGAACCGUAGCUUACGUUCUCUGAUUCGAAGCGGAGAGAUUUACAGACUCAGGAGGCUGCAAGGGACGCUUGAGCAUUGGGUUUACUUCUCGUGCCAUCUCAAUGAAUGGGAAGCUUUUGAUCCGAGGUCGAAACGGUGGAUGCAUUUGCCGAGUAUGCCGCAGAACGAGUGUUUCAGGUACGCAGAUAAAGAGUCUUUGGCUGUCGGAACUGAUUUGCUUGUGUUUGGUUGGGAAGUGAGUUCUUAUGUAAUCUAUAGAUACAGUCUUUUGACAAACUCUUGGUCUACUGGGAAGAGUAUGAACAUGCCUAGAUGUUUGUUUGGCUCUGCUAGUUACGGGGAGAUCGCGGUUUUAGCCGGUGGUUGUGACUCGAGCGGUAGGAUUCUUGAUACUGCUGAGAUGUAUAACUAUGAGGAUCAGACUUGGUCGGUGUUACCGGGGAUGAACAAGCGUAGGAAGAUGUGUUCUGGUGUGUUUAUGGAUGGGAAGUUUUACGUCAUUGGUGGGAUUGGUGUUGGGGAAGCUAAUGAGCCAAAGGUUUUGACUUGUGGGGAGGAGUUUGAUUUGAAGACUAGGAAAUGGACUGAGAUACCUGAGAUGUCUCCACCUCGGUCUAACCAAGGGAACGGUUUGUCAGCAGCUGCGAUGGCUCCACCGCUUGUAGCGGUUGUGAAUGAUCAGCUUUACGCGGCUGACCAUGCUGGUAUGGCUGUUAGGAGGUAUGAUAAGGUGAACCGGGUUUGGAAUCAAGUUGGGAACUUGCCUGAGCAAGCGGGUUCGAUGAACGGUUGGGGUUUAGCGUUUAGGGCUUGUGGGGAUCAAGUUAUAGUGAUUGGUGGACCAAAGGCUCCAGGUGAAGGAUUCAUUGAGCUUAACUCAUGGGUGCCAAGUAAUGCAACACCUGAGUGGCAUUUACUCGGCAAGAAACAAUCAGUUAACUUCGUUUAUAACUGCACCGUAAUGAGCUGUUGAGGAAGUGUAAUAAAACCCGAUGUAACGCACCAGGGGGAGAUGUAGCCAGAACGUCUUUAACAGGGUAUAAAAAAACACACAGGACUUUAUUAGUCUAACAAUCUACAAAACUCCAGGAAACUAUUGUUCUGUUACUUGUUGUAAUUGUGUAGUUUUCAAGUUUCCUCUUGAAUCCUAUCUUUUGAUCUUACACUUCAAUGGAUCUUUCUAUUUACUAUAAUGAUCAUAAUCUACUCAAUUACAGCUCAGAGUGUUUCUUUAA